Meleagris gallopavo (turkey) is the source of this 1535-nucleotide messenger RNA. The record is from RefSeq and is a predicted model, not a curated record. NCBI's taxonomy places the organism in Eukaryota, Metazoa, Chordata, Aves, Galliformes, Phasianidae.
AUGGGCACACCUCUCAAGCCUGUCCAGAUCCCUCUGGAUGACGCCCUUUCCCUCAGCUGCACUCAGCUUGGUACCAUCAGUAAAACUGCUGAGGGUGCGCUCGAUCCCACUGUCCAUGCUGCCUACAAAGAUGCUCAGAGCAGCCCCUUGCUGUGCUCCCUCUUUGACACCCCGAGGAUUCUGUACUCUGCCAUUCGUCGACACUGCAGCCCAGGCUGCCCUGUGCUCCCUGUCACCCCGCAGCCCCCGCUUGGUGAGGACGGAAUCCGGUACGGCGCCUUUCUUACUACAAAAGGAGCGUCCUCUUUCAGGAUUACUCGUGGCAUUGAAGCUGUUGGAGGCAGCCUAAGCGUGUACUCAACGAGAGAGAAGAUGACGUACUGUGUGGAAUGCCUGCGUGACCACGUUGACACCGUAAUGGAGUACCUCCUUAAUGUCACCACGGCUCCGGAGUUCAGACCGUGGGAAGUCACUGAUCUUCAGCCCCAGCUGAAAGUUGACAAAGCGAUCGCGUUUCAGAGCCCUCAAGUUGGAGUGCUGGAAAACUUGCAUGCUGCAGCUUACAAGACUGCUCUGGCAAACCCCUUGUACUGCCCAGACUACAGAAUUGGAAAAAUUACAUCCGAGCAGCUUCACCAUUUUGUACAGAACAACUUCACAAGCGCGCGAAUGGCCCUCGUGGGAAUAGGUGUGAAGCACUCCGACUUGAAGCAAGUCGCAGAGCAGUUUCUAAAUAUCCGAAGCGGAGCCGGCACUUCCAGCGCAAAGGCCGCCUACCGAGGGGGAGAAAUCCGAGAACAGAGUGGCCACAGCCUUGUCCAUGCUGCUGUUGUAACAGAAGGAGCUGCUGUUGGAAGUGCAGAAGCAAAUGCUUUCAGUGUCCUGCAGCACGUCUUGGGUGCUGGACCACUUAUCAAGAGGGGAAGCAAUGUUACCAGCAAGCUGUACCAGGGCAUUGCCAAAGCAACCACGCAGCCUUUUGAUGCUUCUGCAUUUAAUGUGAAUUACUCGGAUUCUGGGCUCUUUGGGUUUUAUGCCGUAUCUCAGGCUGCACACGCAGGGGAGGUCAUCAGAGCUGCUAUGAACCAGCUGAAGGCAGCUGCUCAGGGCGGUGUCACGGAGGAGGAUGUCACAAAGGCAAAGAAUCAGCUGAAGGCUGCCUAUCUGAUGUCCGUGGAGACAGCGCAAGGGCUGCUGAACGAGAUCGGCUCCGAGGCGCUGCUGUCCGGCACACACACUGCGCCUGCUGUGGUCGCUCAGAAGAUCGACUCUGUAACCUCUGCUGAUGUUGUGAAUGCUGCGAAGAAGUUUGUCAGCGGGAAGAAAUCGAUGGCAGCCAGUGGAGAUCUGGGCAAUACUCCCUUCCUUGAUGAGCUGUAAAAACAAAGCUGGGAUGUGGAUUCAGGAUAGGCCUGACUAUCGGUCACCUGUGCUUAAAGAAAUUACUAACUUGUUAUUUAUGAAUUCAGUUAUUGGAGAAAAUGAAUGGAGUAACUGUGGGCUUGCACUGAUCAAAUAAAGUGCUGAGUUCAUAC